AUGUCAAUCCCAAUGAAGGAGGUGUGGUCUUUGGGCAUGUCAAUCCCAGUGAAGGAGGUGUGGCCUUUGGGCAUGUCAGCCCCACUGAAGGAGGUGUGGCCUUUGGGCAUGUCAGCCCCAGAGAAUGAGGUGUGGCCUUUGGGCAUGUCAGCCCCAGUGAAUGAGGUGUGGCCUUUGGGCAUGUCAAUCCCAGUGAAGGAGGUGUGGCCUUUGGGCAUGUCAGCCCCACUGAAGGAGGUGUGGCCUUUGGGCAUGUCAGCCCCAGUGAAUGAGGUGUGGACGUUGGGCAUGUCAGCCCCAGUGAAAGAGGUGUGGCCUUUGGGCAUGUCAGCCCCAGAGAAUGAGGUGUGGCCUUUGGGCAUGUCAGCCCCAGAGAAUGAGGUGUGGCCUUUGGGCAUGUCAGUCCCAAUGAAGGAGGUGUGGCAUUUGAGCAUGUCAGCCCCAGUGAAGGAGGUGUGGCCUUUGGGCAUGUCAGUCCCAAUGAAGGAGGUGUGGCCUUUGGUCAUGUCAGUCCCAAUGAAGGAGGUGUGGCCUUUGGGCAUGUCAGUCCCAAUGAAGGAGGUGUGGCCUUUGACCAUGUCAGUCCCAAUGAAUGAGGUGUGGCCUUUGGGCAUGUCAGCUCCAGUGAAUGAGGUGUGGCCUUUGGGCAUGUCAGCCCCAGUGAAUGAGGUGUGGCCUUUGGGCUUGUCAAUCACAGUGAAGGAGGUGUGGCCUCUUUGCCUUUCAGUCUCAGUGAAGGAGGAAGUGCGUCAUAUUGAAUAGUUUGUAUAUUUCACACAUAUUGAUCACAGAUCAUGUCUCAAAGUACACAUCGGAAGGAGACAUAAACACCCUUAAUGAUUAUAAAACAAACCAAUAUUACCUAAUUCGUAUAUUUAAAAAAAAACAAAUUCUAAUCCAGCACUUGUAAUACAACACGUGCGUUACAUCUGCGAUCUUCAGGAUUUUACAUUUGUAAAUAAAUUCUGUGACAGAUUUCAGAAUGAGGGAUACUACAAUUUGUGGUU
Molecule: messenger RNA, 1007 nt
Organism: Ictalurus furcatus (blue catfish)
Lineage: Eukaryota; Metazoa; Chordata; Actinopteri; Siluriformes; Ictaluridae
Exons: 2
Coding region: 1-762 (253 amino acids)
Source: RefSeq, a predicted model, not a curated record